Porites lobata is the source of this 4728-nucleotide messenger RNA. The record is from the annotation of a GenBank genome assembly. Lineage: Eukaryota; Metazoa; Cnidaria; Anthozoa; Scleractinia; Poritidae.
AUGAAAACGUUUUUAAUCUACAUUAUUUUGCUCCUAACAGUGUUAGGAACUUCCACUGCUUCAGGAAAUGUCAACGAGGAAGGUAAAACUUUUGUUAUUUUCACAUGUACUCUCUUCGCGUUAAUUUUCCCCAUGGCGUAAGCUAAUAGCAUAAGUGCAGGGCACGCGCGAAAAUCGUUAUUUUUCCCAGACUAACUUCGCCUCUGCCUAAAAUUUAUCAAACUAUUUCGCCAACUAUUCAUUUAAAAGUAUUAAAGCUUGUUAAAUUCUUUUAGAAUCAAAUUUAUCUGGUUGUCGCUAAUUUUCUCUUCUUGGCUUCAAACAGUGAAAAAAAGCUUUAUUUGUUUGGGUGGUUUUGUUUCCUUGGUUACUUGUUUCUAAGGAAACGAUUCUCGUACGCGCGAUAGAAGUUUCUUAAAACGUCAAAAAUUUCCGUUAAAUUAUUUGUUGUUCCUGCAAGUUUAAAUAAACUUAUCUAAUUUCAGAGCUUUUUAAAUAGGUUUAUCAGUGUAAUCUAGUUGUGGCCAUACGCGUAGGAUCUUUUAGAUUCAAAUUGAUGAGCAAUAGCACUUAUACCAUUAGAGAUAAAAUAUUUACUGUUCUUUUAUUACCUUCAAAUACAGAAUUCAAUGUUGCUGAUGAACCGUUCCAACGACGCUUUACUGUUAUUGAAGACUUUGGAAGAAAGAGCGCUUUGAUCGAAAUCCACCUGACGUCGAUUGAUAUGCUUGUAUCCGUGACGGUUAACUCAGUCAGCAAGUCAGUCAGCAGUUUCACAACAGCUUUUUUGCCUGGAAAAACCUUUACAAAUGAAGUAAGUAUAUAGCAAAGGAAGAAAGUGCAAUAUGAAAAUAGAGGCAAACGUUACUGUUUUUUAUCCGGCGAAAACUGACCCAUAAUGGCUUCCGCUCCGCUCAGAAGGGGUACCUUUUUCAGGCUUCAGGUGUAUGAAAGGGUAGGGAUUUCAUUAGUUGAAGUUCAAGAAAGGCUGAUAGAGAAAUCUGUCAACAAUGUCUUUAAAACGACCAAAUAUGGCUAAUUGACGUAUUUUAUGGAUGUGAAAGAGAAAAGAAAACUUUCUAGUCUAGUGAUUUAUUCAGUUAAAAGUGAUUUAUUUAAGUUAAAAGGAAUGCAGUGUUCUAAACUAGCAAUCAACGUGAAAGCGGCACUGCAUUUUUCAAUAGAAGGUCACAUAGGAAAGAGAUGCCUUUUCUGUAUAUGUGUAUCAAAUGGUAAGGGUUUGGACCGCUGUCUCCGUAUAAGCGUUUUUGGAGUACCCCUAGUGUUUCUCAGAACGUAAAGACGGCUGAGAAGUUUUGCGCAUUGACAGAAUAUUAGCUCUCGUUCCGAGUCAGGCAUCACGUUUCGCUGAGGAACGCAAAAUUUGGGCUGUUUUCUCGUUCUGAUAGGUCGAUGGUUUGUUUAUCUUUUCUACAGACGGAAAUGGACGAGGAACAACAAAUGGACAUGGUUGGUAGAUACCAGUCCACAAAUAAGGCAUGGGACAGUCUCUUAAGUGCUGUAAGGUCACUGCUAAAGUGGCUGCACAUGGGUAUCGCUUGGCCUAAGGACACAAACUCAGAAGCAUUUGCUCGAAGGACAGUUACUGCAUCGGACUCGAUAUGCUCGGCAGACGGCGUAAGUUUGACGUUUUUAUGUAUCAUGCUAUUCAAGUUAAAAUGUCGAAGAGAACUCGAGCUUUAAAUGAUAUCUGCCAUUGCACGAGGAAACUGGAGGCUUUUUCACGAAAAAUAAACACCGUUUUGCUAAACUAAUUUGCAGUUUAGAAAUGACAAUGGAGAAUGUAAUUGUGAAAUCAGGGCAGCUAGAGUUAAAAUCAAGACUAAAAUAACAGGUAGGUAGGAUUUGGAGAUGUAGCUAAAGAGUCAAGUCGGGUUGCAAUGAUAUACUAUCUACCUGUAAAUUUUAAAAAAGUAAGCCGGUUAUAAGCUUCCCUCUAGCUUGUGUUAAAAUGAAUUUGAUCUUUACGACGAUAAGAAGCGCCUCUCCCCCCUCCCACAUUUAUAAGCCCUCAUAGACAGCUAAAAUUCCCUUACAAAGUUGUACAUAACCACGGUUUAUAAACGGUAGUUAACGGUAUGUAGGUGUGUAGUGAAAACUAGCCUGGUGCAUGGCCAUACAUUUCGGACAUUUGAGCUCGCAUAGCGGUAGCAGCUUCUCCCAAUCGAUGAGGAGACUCUCGUUUACUGCCCUAGCGGGCGUGUGCGUCCUUAAAUUCGUCCUUAAACUGGAACCUGCCACGCAGGCUAAUUUAGUGAAAGCAAAAGUUUAACAUGGAUAGUUUAUCAUCAGGGCUUAACGAUAUAUUCUGCCCAUUGUUAUGUAUUCUUCAGAAUGUCACAGCAGAGGACGUAAAAUUUAACACAACCCUGCCGGCUACAAGCUUUGGAAAAGAACGUAACGCUACUGUUUUGCCUGGCAAUGCUGAAAGGGAGGUGAAUGAACCAAUCGUGAUAUUUAUGGGACACUCGGACUGUGAAGAACUCAGUGAAAAUGAAUUAUCUGAACUUCCAAAAUUUGGUUUGCAUCCCGAAAUUCGUUCAUCAAACCGACAAGAAAACAGAGACAUUACGUUUCUUGGCGUUAUGGGAUACUAUGGUACGGCUUCACAUAAAACAGUUCCUGAAUACCAUGGUACCGUUACGAGCCUUGACGGUGAUGAAGAUGAAAUUCAGUCUACUGCAUUGGGAACGUCUUCUACUGAGGAAACUCAUCCCAAGGCAAACGGUCUUGCAUUGCAGCAGAAGGACACUGAGAUUGGAACCUUUGCCCUUCUGGAUGAACUUCAGUCUACUCUGCUAAAUGGAAAUCACUCUCAGAGUAGUGGAUCGUGGUUAAAAAAUGAUCACAGUGGAGUGUGCAUAAAGGAACUUGAAAAGCUUGGCCAGCGUACUAACGUUUUACCUUCCCUGACUACCCCGUACCAAGAUAUUACAUUCCUGCGAGGUUCAACAGCCAAGAAAUCGCGGAGUAGGUGGAUGACCAAACUGGUCAAAGACGAGUCGACGCAUGCUUUUUACAACACUGGUUUGAAUCAAAGUGGCACGGUAAGCGAUAAUGAAAGUAUUAUCUUUGGUAUGUAACGGUCAGUUCUCCGCGUGUUGAGUUUGACCUUUACCAGUAGUAGUCUAGAUACAGCUCUGAUACUCUCUCUUUUCUAGAAACGUAUUGGGAUUUUUUAUUGCUAGGAUUUCGGUUCUGUAAUGAAUGUAAGACCCAAUCUGGCCAAAAGAUAGAGCUUCAUGUCGAUAGUCCCGAAUUAAGCACCACAAUAAAUCCCUGUGUUUCCUUCUGCCAGCUGCAUUGAUUAUAUUGCCCCAAUCCCACAAGCGCUUGCGCGUGCACUUUCGGCGCAUUGGCCCGUUACUCAAAAGUCCCGUUAACUUUUCGGAGCCGAAAUCAAAUAUUCAACCGGUAACACAAAACACUGAAGGGGGGGCUGUGUAGGAAGGUGAGGCCUUCUGCACGACUAAAGUUAUAUAAUCAACAGGUAAUUAUAGAACAGACAGAGAUAAAGAUGAACUGAAAGAUUCUAUAUGAUUGUGGUAACAGCAACUGAAAGAUUUGAAAUUGAGACUAUAAUAUGAUUGUCUUCUCUCUGUUUCUUUUACUUUUUUCUCGUUGAGCAGAAUUUAUUUUACUCCAACAUAUUUUGUCUUGUUUUGAAUUUCCUUUUGAAUUUCUUUAUAAUCGUGUUUUUCUCUUUCGAUGAAGGAAUAUUGUCCGAAGAACACUAGUGUAUCAGUAGACGCGCGCUGGUUCAUUGUAAGGUUUUGGAACAGAGUUUUGGUAUCUGUUGGCUUUCGUAAGCCCAGCAGUGUUCCCCGGCAAACGGCAAAACGACCACAGCAUCAGCGAUUGACAGCUGUACCAGGCAGCGUGUUUGAGAUAUGUAUGACAGAGAUAAAUCAAACUGGCCCGGUAAGUUUUUUUCUUGUCGUUUGUUAUAUUGCAUUGCCCUGAGGAUAUAUACGAGAAUUCCUAUACGCUUUUCCUUUAAUAAAUUGUAGGUUCAAAUUUGGGAUGCUGUAAAACAAGUUAAAAAAAACCUUUGUACUGUAACUUCAAAAAUUUUAAUCGAGAGAAAAAUUCCCCCGUAAGUUUGAUUUUUUUAUUAUUUGUUGCUGUUAUUGUUGUGGCUCGAUCUGAUCAAAGCUACUUCGGUUCUACCGACAUAUCGAGAUUUGCAACGACAGAAAUGACUCCUAUUUAAUUAGCCAUGCUGGUCAAGACAAUUUGGACGUGAGGUGUAAUAUAUUGUUAGAAUUACAACCCCGCCUUCUGCCCUGUUUCGAGAUUGUUCUGUGUUUCUAUGCAUUUCACUAAAAGUAACUUUUCCUCAAGGAAGAAUAUGAUUAAGGUAAUAAUAGUUUGAAAGUGAAUCGAAUAUCCUUCUCUUUCUCGAAUUAGGAAACACUAUGUUGCACAAAAAAAGCUGCCAGACGCCAAGCUGAAUCAGAGUCUUUCCCUACAAAGCUGUGGAUCAAGGGGGUGGAGUUUGUAGGCUGGAUCAGAUCAAAUGAAACUCAGGAAAAGGCUUGGAAUAUAGCGAAUCGUAAGUACUCAGAUGCCUUUAAUCAUUGCAUUCAUUCUUUUUACGCCCAGAGGCAUAGAACAGCAACAACCUACGAUUGUAGGUCUAAUCCAAAAAGAAAUUUAAAUCUCUCCCAGCAUAUUUCUUCUAGUUUGAAAAUAUGUAUUGAUUGA